UAAAAGUAGUACAUAGUAAGUUCCUGUCAAUUGGUAUUAUUAUUACUGGUUGGAUAUAUUUUGUUGCUUGGAGUAUAUCAUUUUAUCCACAAAUAAUUCUUAAUUUUACUAGAAAAAGUGUUGUUGGAUUGAAUUUUGAUUUUUUAUUACUAAAUAUUAUUGGUUUCAUGUGUUAUGCAACAUAUAAUAUAUUGAUGUAUUUUAAUCCAUAUAUUCAGGUUUGA
Molecule: messenger RNA, 224 nt
Organism: Loa loa (African eye worm)
Lineage: Eukaryota; Metazoa; Nematoda; Chromadorea; Rhabditida; Onchocercidae
Exons: 2
Biological process (GO): L-cystine transport
Cellular component (GO): lysosomal membrane
Molecular function (GO): L-cystine transmembrane transporter activity
Source: RefSeq, a predicted model, not a curated record